UAGAGUACCAUCAUUUAUUGAGAACAAAGGAGGGGUGUACGUCACUAACACAUUGUCUCCUUCUUCACUCACAAUAGACAUACAACCGACUUUACAUGGAAAAUGGACAGCAAAAGAGUGUUCUUUGGGCUGCCCUCUUGAUAAGAAGUUGGAAAUGGAAUCACUGGCUGGUGUGAGCAACGUUGCUGGUUCUAUAGAACUUUAUUUGCAAAACUUUAAGAUGACAAAACAACUUCAACCAUUGCAAUCAAGUCAUUUCAUCGAUAUAAAGUCAGGUGUGUGCAUGAAGCAGGAAACAGAUUGCCCGUGUGAGUGUCCCGGCCGUGCAAACUGCGAAGAAAAGAAUGGCAUCAAACGUUGCCUUCAAUGUCUGAAUUCUUAUUGUUCCUCCCCGUGUCCUCCGGGUACAGUCGAGCAAUAUAACUUGAAACAAAACAAAGUAGAAUGCAAAUGUCGCUGUGCUGACUUCAGUCUUAGAGACAACGGAAACAGUGGCGAUUGCAAGCAGUGUGGCUGUACAUGUCAAGAUGGAACUAAAAGCACCAUUGGACCAGACGGUCAAUGUGGCUGUUCUUGCAAAUGUAGAAAUUGCCAGCACUCCACUCGCGGUCCAAGUGGUUGCAUUUGUCUCAAUGACAAGUGUCCCUUAUGCCUUGAGGGUAUGGAAGCAGUGUGGCAAGACUGUGUGUGCAGCUGUCAGUCUAAACAAGAUCGAGGAGGUCUACCUCCCGUUUGCGCUGAAGGAUGGAGAGGUCCUUUCUGUGAUGUUCCCGACUGCAGCCCUUGGCCGUACUGCUCUGACAAUGGUAAAUGUACAAUACCACAAAGAGAUCAAGCCGAUCUACAUCCAUACUGUGUGUGUGAGCCUCAAUGGAUUGGCAGAGGAUGUCAAAUUGCAAGACCGAGAAGAAUAGCAGGAGAUCCACAUUUGGAAACUCUUGAUGGUUUCAGCUACGACUAUUUUGAUAUCGGAGAGUUUUGGUAUUGUAAAAGUCGUGACAAUGACUUUGGAGUUGCAACACGAUUUUUCAAGUAUCAACGAGUGUCACUCAUUGGAGCUCUAGCAAUCAAGGUGGAAAGUAAUAUUGUAACAAUUACAACUCCAUACAAUCCUUCUCCAAAUGAUCUCCCUUUUGUGAGAAUUAAUGGUGUUGUCGUGGCUCCACUAAAAGAUGAUAAGCUGAGUUUAGCUAAUGGCAGAGUGCAUAUGGAAGUCACUAUUUAUCAUAAUGAUUCCUCAUCAACAAAUGAAGAAGACAGCGGCACCAUUAGAGCUCUCGUUGCUUUCCAGUGGUAUGAUGAUGUCUACUUGUCUGUUGAAGUUCGCUACAGUCCUGGCAUGAAAAGACAAUUCAUCAAUAUUCUCUUCUCUCCAGUUGCCACAUUCAAAGGCAAAACAGAUGGUCUGUGUGGCUACAUGGACGGAGAUUUGAAUAAUGAUCUGUUGGGAUCAGAUGGAAUCACUUAUUCACUACAGGAUAACGUGACAUUUGCAAAGACAUGGAGAAUCACGCAAACGUUUAGUGGCUCUGGUUUGAAUGGCACGUGGUCUUGGUCUCACUCCAACUUUCACAAAGACGAUGUGAUGGAUAUCUCCUACACCGAUCCUACAUUUGUACCACUAUACAGCAUUGCAGACUUGCAACCAUCUCUCAGACAAAUGGCCAUAUCAGUGUGCAGUUCACUGAAUCUAACUGGAAUAAAACUGAACGAGUGCAUAUUUGAUGUAGCGGUCACUAACGAUACAUCCCUGACCGAACAGGAAGCAUUCAAGAUUGGAUGUCCAACUCAAUGUUCUGGCAAAGGUCGUUGUGUUAACAACACUUGCGUGUGUGUUUCGGGAUGGUUUGGAGACGAAUGUAGUCGAGGUUCUUGUGCAAAUUGCAGUGUGAAUGGGGACUGUGUGUCCGGAUUCUGUCGCUGUCAUUUUGGAUGGGAUGGACCGUUCUGUGAAAGGCCUGCUACUUGCUUUGGUGUAUCAAACUGUACUAGUGCUUCUCAUGGACUGUGCAAGUCGGACGAUGUGUGUGAGUGUACACCAGGUUAUAUUGGUGAGUCGUGCAACGAGAAAGCGCGUUGUGAUAACGUGAACCAUUGUUCUAAUCAUGGCGUGUGUGUCGAUCAUGAUAAGUGUGAGUGUGAGUUGGGUUGGGCUGGUAUUAACUGCACUCUGUACUCGUGCGAACUGAACGGAUACUGCAACGGCCAAGGUCGAUGCGUCGAUUUUGAUGUGUGUCAGUGUGAUGUGGGAUGGGCUGGUGGUAGCUGCACCACUCCUCUCUGUAACGGUGUAGACGAGUGUUCCGGUAACGGCGAAUGCGUGUCACCUAACGUUUGCCAGUGCUACGAUGGAUAUUCGGGUAGCAAUUGUGCCGUUGCCGACGUUUGUCCUGAAGUGAACGAUUGUUCUGGUAACGGAGUGUGCCUUUCCAAAACGAAAUGCAGAUGUUACUCUGGCUAUUCUGGUAAAAAUUGCAGUCAAGCGCAGUGCAAGGGAAGGAACGAUUGUUCCGGUCACGGCAAAUGCGUUGAAGUGGAUCUGUGUGAAUGUGAGUUUGGAUACACCGACUCGAACUGCAGUUCCUACUCGUGCGAGACACAUAACUUCUGUUCAGGUCAUGGAACGUGUCUAUCGUUUGACCGAUGUUUGUGCCAAAUCCAUUGGAACGGUGUAGCUUGUGACAUUCCCGAUUGCUCCAACGUGGACAAUUGUACCGACCUUCCUCACGGGACUUGCAUUGCUCCUAAUACGUGCUUAUGUGAGGCUCAGUAUGAUGGAGACAGUUGUAAUGAAACAGCAGAAAGCAACGCCAACCCACCAGUAUUUGCAACAUCAAAAGUCAGUCUGAUAGCUGCGUCCAACAGUCGCGUGGGAUCGACAAUUUUGAGUUUAUUUGCUACCGAUGGUGACCGCGGUAAAAACGGACACUUAUCUUACUCUCUCACCAGCACUAACAACAACCAUACAUAUUUUCGAUUAAAUGGUAGCUCGGCUGAUAUCAUUCUAUCAAAGUCACUCGAGUAUUUAACUGGAUCUCUAUUGACUUUCAAUGUCAUUGCUACUGAUGGUGGCGUGCCGAGUCUAACAGGAUCUGUAAACAUUGAAGUAUCCGUAGUGAAGCCCAAUCAACAUUGUCCCGUCUUCAAGAAUCUUCUCAAAGUCGUUCAUGUUCCGGAGAGUGCUGGGAUCGGAUAUGUGAUAGCUCACGUAACGGCCACCGACGACGACGGUACGGAUUCGGUCAACGGUGUCGUCAGCUAUUCGUUGGAAACGGCCAAUGCAAACACCAUCGCUACGCAAAACCAACUGUCGAGCGAUGUGGGAGCGUUUUCAAUAAAUACGAACUCUGGAAUGAUAGCAUCCCGUCGUCCACUGUCUGACGAUACGUAUAGUGUGAUAGCAGUGGCGUCAGACCAGGCCAGUCCACCUUGCAGCUCUACAGCUGUUCUUCAAGUUAAUGUACUCUCCUCUAAUACUCCUCCUCUCUGUGAACCAUCUAACGUCGCCACUUCUCUUCCCUACACUACAGCCGUCGGUUCGCAUGUUUUGCGUUUGGAUGCCGUAGACAACGAUAACGGGACCGAUGGAAAUCUGACCUUCUCUUAUUCUAACUUUCAAUCACUUUUCUUGCGCCACGUAUCACCAUUGGCACUGAUGCAACGUAACAAGACAGCAUACUUUCAGCUUUCCAAUCCACUCCGCUCACUUGUCGACAGCAAUUCCAAAUCUUACGAUCUCUCGUUUUUGGUAAGUGUGACAGACGCUGCUCGUCGUCCCAGAUCGUGCACUUUUGCAGUCACUGUUAUCGUCACGCAUCCAUUUCAGUUUAGACACACUUCGCUAUCGUCUACCAUCAACGAAAAUACCGACAAAGGAGUUCCAUUGAUAUUAACCCCAUCUCUAGAACUGAUGACGAACUUGAGUGGAAUUAUAUACAAUCUGCACAAUGCAGAUCAGUUACCGUUUUCUAUCGACCCAACUACAGGAACUGUGACCGUUUCUGGAUCAAUCGAUUACGAAGCAAUCUCUUAUUACGAUAUCGCCAUAGUGGCUGGCACCUCCGUUGACCCUCAAGCUUUUUCUGUUGCUCAUGUCGACAUCACAGUAAUAGACGAAAAUGACAAUCCUCCUCGUUUUCCAUUUUCACAUUACAACGUCUACGUAAAAGAAGACGUGGCCAAAGGCGUAACACUUUUGUCUCUUUCAGCGACUGAUGCAGAUUCACUAGGAGGACCGGUCGUGUAUUCACUGACUUCGCAGUCGCCAUCUAAAGAUCAACAUUUUGUGGUAACAACGACCGUCAAUGGAAUCACGAUUGAUGUAGCAGAUAACGCCAAUCUAGAUUACAAAAUUACAAACAGAUACCAACUUGUAAUCAAAACGUGGGACCGCGCGAAUCCUCGCUUGUUCAGUGAAGCGUCUAUCACAAUUCACGUAGAAGAAGGAGAUUUCCCAAGUCCGGCUUUCCAACGACGCUCAUACGACGGUUGGGUGCAAGAACACACAGCCACCGGAAAGAUUGUGUUGACUAUACCAGCUCUAGUCAAUGGCAAGAUAGGCAAUCGAGUCACCUAUUCAAUAACAAACCAGAUGUCCGACGCAUUGCCCAUCUCCGCAUUCGACGUGUCUGCUAACGGCUCCAUUGUCGUAUCUAAUUCGUCUCUUCUUGAUUACGAGAUUCUUCAUCAGAUCAGCUUCACACUUGUCGCUACGGUUACUAAACCUCGUCUACGCACAGCUCAAACGACCGUCAUUGUGCAACUCGAAGAUGUUAAUGACAACCGACCCCGAUUUGACAAAAAUGAGUAUGAAGGUGAAGUUGUUCUCGACGCUGCCAUUGGAUUUACUCUAGCAAAUGUGACUGCUCAAGAUGCUGACUCGGGCUUGAAUGGCCAUAUUUCCUACGGUAUCGAGUCUGGAAAUGACGACGGAAUGUUUUCCAUCAACGCAAUGGGCAAAGUUCAGUUGGCCAGAUCGCUGAACGAGAGCAGCCUCGACAGAUACACAAUCACCGUUAUAGCUCGUGACCACGGACAACCACCUCUAUCGUCUACAGCCACCGUCUACAUUACCGUCCUCUGUUCGUUAAUGGGAAUAUGUCUACAAAUGCCACACGUCGAUAGCAGUUCUACAGAUGUCCCAGUUGGAGUGAUCGCUGGAAGUACAAUCGGCGGUGUCGCCAUCAUCGUCGUUAUCAUUGUGACUGCACUCAUACUGAAAAAGAAAACAAACAAAAAAAACUAACCAACCAAGAGUGGACGCCGAGUGUGCCAAAUCCAAUGUAUGAUGAUUUGGCAGAUAUUCCAACCGAGAUGUUCCACAGUCUCGCAAGUACCGGUGAUAAGCCAAUCUACGAGACGGUGCACUAAUAAAUGUGUACUAGGUCUUCAACAAAAAGGGAGCUCCCGGACAAACCAAACUGUAACAGUAUAUCUAGCUAAUGGUUGCAUAUCGUCUAGUCUGUUGUUGCGUUGUCGCCUUAAUGUUUCUGCUGUUGUGCUGAUUGCAUGCAGGCACACAUUGCUUAAAAGCUUGUCUAGUAAUAGAAGCGAUUCUAGAGAUUUGCUGAA
This is a messenger RNA of Corticium candelabrum, 5571 nucleotides long. RefSeq lists its product as uncharacterized. The record is from RefSeq and is a predicted model, not a curated record. Gene Ontology annotation, cellular component: catenin complex; plasma membrane. The transcript is spliced from 17 exons. Gene Ontology annotation, molecular function: calcium ion binding; cadherin binding. Gene Ontology annotation, biological process: homophilic cell-cell adhesion. Bases 155 to 5245 code for a protein of 1696 amino acids. Lineage: Eukaryota; Metazoa; Porifera; Homoscleromorpha; Homosclerophorida; Plakinidae.